Molecule: messenger RNA, 1545 nt
Organism: Aphanomyces astaci
Lineage: Eukaryota; Oomycota; Saprolegniomycetes; Saprolegniales; Verrucalvaceae
Exons: 5
Coding region: 158-1420 (420 amino acids)
Cellular component (GO): nucleus; cytoplasm
Molecular function (GO): protein binding
Source: RefSeq, a predicted model, not a curated record
GCCGGAAUCCGUCGGCGUCGCCAUCACGAAGCCGAUUUCUCCGUGCCAUCGACAGGCACUCAACCCCACGACACAAUCGUAGCCAUACUAGUAGUAUGCGGACUAGUAAUAGGGCGUUUACUAUUAAUAGUACUAGAGUAGUUUUGGAUAAAUCCACAUGAGCAGUAGCAGUGAUGCUGUGUGGGACAUCGUCCAAGGUCGAUACGAUGUGUCCAAGCUAGAGCGGCUUCUUCGUGGCGUGUCGAUCAGUGGAUGGGACAUGGACGGAUGGACGCCUCUACACUAUGCAUGCGACAACAAGAAUGUCACGAGUCUUGGUCCCCUCCUCGCAGCAGGAUCCAAGGUAGAUGCCAUCGACGAGCAAGGGUACACGCCUCUCCACUUGCUCUGCAAGAACCCGUCAGGAGCAUUCGCGGGUCUUUCUGAGCUUCUGGAUGCCGGUGCUCCUGUCAACGCCACCUCCAUUGAUGGCAAACGCGUGACUCCACUGCACUUGCUUUGUGCGAACGAAAGCAUCACGCAAGGCGCAUUGUCUGCCUUGCUCAAGGCUAACGCGGACGUGAAUGCCGUCGAUGGCGAUGGCAACACGGCGUUGCAUUCCCUUUCAGCCAACGACACCCUGACCGACGCGCUUCUGGGCACAUACCGUCCUGGCGCAUGGACGACCCAGAACCAGUUCAAGGCAUCUGCGUUGCAUUACCUGUGUCAAAACGUCCGCGUCACGCCGACGAUGCUCACGCUCGCUUUGGCCGCGCACGCUGACCCGAACCUUCCAGACAACACCGGGAAUACGCCGCUGCAUGCGCUGUGCGACAACGCCGCCGCGGUGUCCGUCGCUCACUUGCGCGUGAUGUUGGCGCACCCGUCGAUCGACUUGAUGGCUAUGAACGCUAGUGGACGGCGCGCGGUAUCUUCGUUGGAGUCGGACGAGUGCAUCCAGUACGUGGAGCGCCAUGGUCCCUAUGCCGCCUUGGAGUUCGAUGCAUCGACACCAUCGACCGUCCCGGGCGGGGAAGACGUGGCGGACCUGCCAGAGCCCUUGCGCGACAUCAUGACGCGCUGGAACGGCAGUCUGCCGCCGUUCGACGAGGCGUUCUACACGACCAUCUCGUGCGAACCGGCCUUCGAAGGCAUCUACACCCAGGUCCAGCAUGCGUCUAUGCUUGUGGCGGAAUCCCCGUCAGACAAGGCGCUGCUCAUGCAGUGGGACACGAGCAUGAGCGCAUGGCGCCAGACGAUCGUCCGAGCGUUCUUGACCUUGGUGAACCCGCGCUUGUGGACGUCGUACGCGAACACGUUCCACCGCCGCAUCCCAGACGACGUCGUCAAGGUCCAAUCCAAGGUGGAAGCCAUAUGGACGUCGUUCCCUGAUGCCUCCCAGCGGAGGGAGCGACUUGAAGCGGUGCAGGCGCUGUACUAAAGCAUCUAAGGACGAUCAGCUGUGGUGAUGUCGUUGGGAUGUGGUGGAUAUAUGUAAUGUUGCAGGUAGUGAGACAGUAGUUGGGACUUGGGCUUCAAAUAAUAUCAUGUCUCGCAGGAUCACAC